UUGUGUGUGUAUCGGCAGGGGACCAAUGGUUACACCGGCCAGGUAAGCGACUAGUUACUGUCGCCGAAUACACACCAAGGCACGGAUCCUGUUCUGUAACCGUAGCUAGAUAUCUGUGUUCAAGGAAAUGGAAUAAAAAACGCACAUCUUUCUGUGAAUUAGGCAUCAGCGGAACUGUUCACUUUGAAAGGUAUGUAAAACAAGUUAUAUAAGACACACACCACGACUUCUGAUAUACCGGUCGUGGUGUACUGACUGGGAUGAGAAAUAGCCAGUGGACCCACCGACGGGGAUCGAUCCUAGACCGCUGCGCAUCACCACUGAGCUACGUCCCGCCCCUGUUAGAGAUUGGGGGAGAAGCACGACGGAUUCAACAAGAAUACAUGAUAUCGCUAGAUCUGUCGUUUUGUCUACAUAAUAUCCGACACUUCAGUACGCACCAUGGUGAGUGACGUCACGGGACUGGUUGUGGCAGCUGUAAUUGUCGCUGUCAUCGUCUUUAUACUGGUCGUGGCCAUAUCGUGUUACUGUUGGAGGCGUAUCGAAUACAAGCGAGAGAGGAAAGGGAAGAAGAAGAGGAGUUCAAGUAUGGUAACGAGUAGCACCGCCCUGGGACACCCACCUUACACCUACUCCCCCUACUGUGUGCCCACUACCUACAAGUACCCGCCUGUACCUCCCGCCAUGCACUUGGCGGCCUACCAGCCACAGUACAUACCGGCGUACAACCUGCCGGGACUUGUCAUGAGUGGCGAGGACCGAGCUAGUCCACGAUAUGCGGAUUUCAAAUUCACUGAGGCUGUUUACAUCAGCCAGCCUAAUGGAGACGUGCCGCGGGAAAAUGAUUUGUGGAAAUACGAUCGCCCCAAGCCUCGUAGACACCCAGACUGGCUAAAGAAAAGUUAUGAAGAAACGGGUAAAAUUUUGAAUAUAGGAGACGACGAAAAGAGUAAACAUUCUUCCAUCCAUUCGAAAAAAAUGCCAGCACACUCGUCCAAUGUGCAAGAGACGAAAACAGUGGACGAGUUCAUGAUAGUGGACUAUGUGACCACUGGCGACGCACCCGCCAGUUCACCAGUGUACACGGCCGUCAUAAAACAGAGAGAAACUUCUUCUCUUCACAAACCGUCGGCCUCCCCUCCCAAAUCGCCGCCAGCGCCAUCUACCCCACCACCAUCACCACCACCACCUCCUGACCCUAUCCCGGUGGCAGUCGCCAGUUAUUCCACUAGACAGGAAGUAAGAGUGGAUUCAGUGCUACAGGAAACGGAAGUGACCAAAGAUACGGAAACUGAAGAAUAUUUGCUUUCGUAUCGGCAGAGAAGACCAAAAGAAGGGGACGUGGUGUUUGGCGUCUCGUCUCACGACACCGACCCCUCAACGUCAGAAAACGAGACUUACUACCGAUCAACGUACGAGCCAGAACCUAGCUUUGGAGGGGGGAUUCCUGAGGAUCAAAUCCAGCAGGAAUACGUUGCCAGGGUAACGAGCCACGGUGGUGAUCAUCAGCAUCAUCACGGCGGAGAACAUCAUCAUCACAGCAUGAAAGAGGAUGACGAGCACCACGUGGAUUAUCGAGUGAUUCGAAAAUCUGGCAGAAAACCAUCAUGGCUGGAAUCCACAGGAUCAUGGUUUAAAAGAGGAAAGAAAGGCUCUUCGUUGAAGAAAUAGCGGACCAUGAUAAAGGACAAUUAACUGACACUAUCAACACCGAUGUAAAAUGUUUCUUGGAAUGUACAUAUAACGGUUCAAUCAACGAUACUUCAAAACGUCCAUUGACAUUAGUGUUAUAGAAUACAUACAGUUGUCAUGUUUGUCUUCUUUACACACAUAUUUGUGUAAUGACUGCAUUGGUGGGACACAAAUCUAGGUCAUUACGUCAUUACUGGAUUUUGUUCUCUUAGUGUAGGAUUGUAAAACUUAGCUAGUUUAAUUUAUCUUUGGUUUUGGGUUUCUAAACAUUCGUUUUUCCAAAUCAACGUCAUAAUCAUAUUAUCACCUCAACUGACAUAACUAAUGCAUCCAUGUACAAAGAGAGAUAUAAAACACAAGAAGACGGCCAUGUUAAAAACGUUCAGCUGACCCACCCGCCACGCGUCCACUAUGAGCCUAGUUACGGCUUGAAAAUAGUCCGAGAUGCACCACACUGAGAGACUGAAAUGGCUGAGGAUGUUGGUCAACUAAAUGUUCUCCCGUCAGAUUAGUAGUGGCACUAUUACUUCUGUCCGUGACAGGCAUCAUCUUGCUAAGGAUUCGACUUGGCUAGUGCCUAUACGUGUGUCAUAGUUAUAUAAUGAAUCAGAUUUUAGUUGAUGGAUAUACCUGUGUUACAGUUAUAUAAUGAAUCUGAUUUUAGUUGGUGGAUAUACCUGUGUUACAGUUAUAUAAUGAAUCUGAUUUUAGUAGGUGGAUAUACGUUUGUUAUAGUUAUAUAAUGAAUCAUAUCUUAGAUGGUGGCUAUACGUGUGUUAUAGUUAUAUAAUGAAUCAGAUCUUAGCUGGUGGCUAUACGUGUGUCACAGUUGUAUAACGAAUCAGAUCUUAGCUGGUGGAUAUACGUGUGUUAAUUAUAUAACGAAUCAGAUCUUAGCUGGUGGAUAUACGUGUGUUAUAGUUAUAUAAUGAAUCAGAUCUUAGUUGGUGGCAAUACGUGUGUCACAGUUAUAUAAUGAAUCAGAUUUUAGUUGAUGGAUAUACCUGUGUUACAGUUAUAUAAUGAAUCUGAUUUUAGUUGAUGGAUAUACCUGUGUUACAGUUAUAUAAUGAAUCUGAUUUUAGUUGGUGGAUAUACGUGUGUUAUAGUUAUAUAAUGAAUCAGAUGUUAGCUGGUGGCUAUACGUGUGUCACAGUUAUAUAACGAAUCAGAUCUUAGCUGGUGGAUAUACAUGUGUUAAUUAUAUAACGAAUCAGAUCUUAGUUGGUGGAUAUACGUGUGUUAUAGUUAUAUAAUGAAUCAGAUCUUAGCUGAUGGAUAUACGUGUGUUAUAGUUAUAUAAUGAAUCAGAUCUUAGUUGGUGGCAAUACGUGUGUCACAGUUAUAUAAUGAAUCAGAUCUUAGCUGAUGGAUAUACUGUGUCAUAGUUAUAUAAUGAAUCAGAACUUAGUUGGUGGAUAUACUGUGUUAUAGUUAUAUAAUGAAUCAGAUCUUAGUUGAUGGAUAAUCGUGUGUCAUAGUUAUAUAAUGAAUCAGAUCUUAGUUGGUGGCUAUACGUGUGUCAUAGUUAUAUAAUGAAUCAGAUCUUAGCUGGUGGAUAUACGUGUGUCAUAGUUAUAUGAUGAACAACAUGUUACCCGCUCUAUAUACGUGUAGCAUGAUAGUUAUAUGAUAAACCAGACAACAGCUAAUGAAUACAUGUAUAUGUAUACUCUUCAAAAAAGUUGGGGAACUCUAAUAAGAAUUUACCAUUGCCAAAAUUGUAAGGUAUAUUAGCUGUGGGGAAUGGUUAUAUGAUAAUAGUGAAUUAAUUGG
Gigantopelta aegis is the source of this 3468-nucleotide messenger RNA. RefSeq lists its product as uncharacterized. Bases 442 to 1671 code for a protein of 409 amino acids. The record is from RefSeq and is a predicted model, not a curated record. The transcript has 10 exons. NCBI's taxonomy places the organism in Eukaryota, Metazoa, Mollusca, Gastropoda, Neomphalida, Peltospiridae.